Molecule: messenger RNA, 1105 nt
Organism: Rattus rattus (black rat)
Lineage: Eukaryota; Metazoa; Chordata; Mammalia; Rodentia; Muridae
Gene: Fgl1
Product: fibrinogen like 1
Exons: 8
Coding region: 84-1028 (314 amino acids)
Biological process (GO): regulation of immune response; negative regulation of T cell activation
Source: RefSeq, a predicted model, not a curated record
GGACUUCAGUUAGAAGUUCCUGGGAGGCCCUGUGUAGACCCAGCCUAGCUGAGUACUGAUUCAUUUUGAUGUGAGUGGGAAGAAUGGGGGAGAUUCGCAGCUUUGUCCUCAUCACUGUUGCUCUGAUUCUGGGCAAGCAGAGCUGGGUCCUCGGAGAUGAGAACUGUUUGCAGGAGCAGGUGAGGCUCAGGGCUCAGGUGCGCCAGCUUGAGACCCGGGUCAAACAACAACAGGUGGUGAUUGCACAGCUCUUGCACGAGAAGGAGGUCCAGUUCCUGGAUAGAGGACAGGAGAACAGCUUCGUUGACCUUGGAGGCAAGAGGCAUUACGCAGAUUGUUCAGAGAUUUACAAUGAUGGAUUUAAGCACAGUGGGUUUUACAAAAUCAAACCUCUUCAGAGUCUGGCAGAAUUCUCUGUUUAUUGUGAUAUGUCUGAUGGAGGAGGAUGGACUGUAAUUCAGAGACGAUCUGACGGCAGUGAGAACUUUAACAGGGGUUGGAACGACUAUGAAAAUGGCUUUGGAAACUUUGUCCAAAGCAAUGGUGAAUACUGGCUGGGUAACAAAAACAUUAACUUGCUGACUAUGCAAGGAGACUACACUUUAAAAAUCGACCUGACAGAUUUUGAGAAAAACAGCCGCUUCGCACAAUACGAAAAAUUUAAAGUUGGCGAUGAAAAGUCUUUUUACGAACUGAAUGUUGGAGAAUAUUCUGGCACCGCCGGAGACUCCCUGUCGGGAACAUUUCACCCUGAGGUGCAGUGGUGGGCUAGUCACCAAACAAUGAAGUUCAGCACACGGGACAGAGACAACGACAACUACAGCGGGAACUGUGCUGAGGAGGAACAGUCUGGCUGGUGGUUUAACAGGUGUCACUCUGCAAACCUGAACGGCGUGUACUACCAAGGUCCCUACAGAGCAGAAACCGAUAAUGGUGUUGUCUGGUACACCUGGCGUGGGUGGUGGUAUUCCUUGAAAUCUGUGGUUAUGAAAAUUAGGCCUGGUGAUUUUAUUCCAAAUACUGUUUAGUUGUCGCAUUGGGAAAUGCUUUCUGUGAUUCAUCUUGAUUUUUAAAUGUUUGAAAAAAUCUACAAUUCUGAAUAAUA